CCGGGAGAAGGCGGCGCGGACGGUCCGGAGCGGGGCGGCCGCGGUGAAGCGGAGCAGCCGGGUAGCAGCGGCGGUCACGGGCCCCCUUCGGCGCCUCAGCACACGGAGACGCUGGGCUUCUACGAGAGCGACCGGCGACGGGAGAAGCGCCACGGCCGCGCAGAGCUUUCAUUGUUGAGGUUCCUCAGUGCUGAACUAACAAGAGGGUACUUCCUCGAACAUAAUGAGGCCAAGUACACAGAAAGAAGAGAAAGAGUAUACACUUGUAUGCGAAUACCAAGAGAAUUGGAAAAGCUCAUGGUCUUUGGAAUCUUUCUGUGCCUGGAUGCCUUUCUGUAUGUGUUCACUCUGCUUCCGUUAAGAGUUUGCCUGGCACUGUUUCGGCUCCUCACUCUGCCCUGCUAUGGCUUAAGGGACAGACGUCUGCUUCAGCCUGCCCAAGUGUGUGACAUUUUCAAGGGUGUCAUUUUGGUGAUCUGUUACUUCAUGAUGCACUACGUGGACUACUCCAUGAUGUAUCACCUGAUCCGAGGACAGUCUGUCAUCAAGCUGUACAUCAUCUACAACAUGCUGGAGGUGGCUGAUCGUCUGUUUUCAUCAUUUGGGCAAGAUAUAUUGGAUGCUCUCUACUGGACAGCAACGGAGCCGAAAGAAAGAAAACGAGCCCACAUCGGGGUGAUUCCGCACUUCUUCAUGGCUGUUCUCUAUGUCUUUUUGCAUGCGAUUCUUAUAAUGGUUCAAGCCACAACUCUCAAUGUAGCUUUUAACUCCCACAACAAGUCACUGCUUACUAUCAUGAUGUCCAAUAAUUUUGUUGAAAUUAAAGGCAGUGUUUUCAAGAAGUUUGAGAAGAACAAUCUCUUUCAAAUGUCCAAUAGCGAUAUUAAGGAACGAUUCACAAAUUACGUGCUUUUGCUAAUAGUAUGUCUACGAAACAUGGAACAGUUUUCUUGGAAUCCAGAUCACCUCUGGGUGUUGUUUCCCGAUGUCUGCAUGGUGAUUGCAUCAGAAAUUGCUGUGGACAUUGUAAAGCAUGCAUUCAUCACCAAGUUCAAUGACAUCACUGCCGAUGUCUACAGUGAAUACAGAGCCAGCCUUGCUUUUGACCUUGUUAGCAGCCGACAGAAAAAUGCGUAUACUGAUUACAGUGAUUCUGUGGCACGGAGGAUGGGGUUCAUUCCUCUCCCACUGGCUGUUUUACUCAUCAGAGUUGUAACAAGCUCAAUUAAAGUGCAAGGAAUCCUGUCUUAUGCCUGUGUCAUACUCUUCUAUUUUGGGUUAAUAUCCCUGAAAGUCCUGAAUAGUAUCGUGUUAUUGGGGAAAUCCUGCCAAUAUGUGAAGGAAGCCAAAAUGGAAGAGAAGCUGUUCACCCCGCCUCCAACCAGCACGCCAGGCAAGCCACCCAGUAAACCCCAGAGCAGAAGCAAACUGCCCCAAGGCCUGGCCUCCGAGGAAACCCUGUCUGCCUCAGUCACCAGCCAGCCUCCGCACCCGAAGGAAAACAUCAUCCCGCUUCUGGUGACCAGCAACUCAGACCAGUUCCUGACCACUCCAGACGGUGAUGAAAAGGACAUCACGCAGGAAAAUCCUGACUUGAAACACAGAUCCGCAAAGAAAGAUCUCUUAGAGAUAGACAGGUUUACAAUUUGUGGAAACCGGAUUGACUGA
Chrysochloris asiatica (Cape golden mole) is the source of this 1668-nucleotide messenger RNA. RefSeq names its product transmembrane anterior posterior transformation 1 (gene TAPT1). Gene Ontology annotation, biological process: positive regulation of cilium assembly; maintenance of protein localization in endoplasmic reticulum. Gene Ontology annotation, cellular component: endoplasmic reticulum membrane; ciliary basal body. The transcript has 14 exons. The record is from RefSeq and is a predicted model, not a curated record. Bases 268 to 1668 code for a protein of 466 amino acids. Lineage: Eukaryota; Metazoa; Chordata; Mammalia; Afrosoricida; Chrysochloridae.